UAGGAGGGAAAAUUUUGCACACAAAAUUACAAGUGUCCAUCACAUAUAUCUGUAUAUGUAUACGCGAGUCGUACACGUGGGAAUUGUAAUAAGUCUGUAUUUGCAAAGAUUUUUAUACAUCCUCGUUAGGAGUCCUCGUGAAAAAUAGAUCGUCACCAAACUAAGUUACCAAGGUAUACCUAUGGUGUAAAAAAUGAAGGUGAAAACAAAGAAAAUAAGUCAGGAGACUUCUAAAAUGGGAAAGAAAACCAAAACGACAAUUAACAAGAAAAAGAAUAAAGACUUGAGCAAACUGACUGCAGAGGAAUUCUUGGGACAAAAGUUUGAACACGAUAUGAGCAGUGAUGAUGGCGAAGAAAAUGGAGAUAUAAAUGAUCAGGAAAAUGGAAGCAGUAAGCAGGAGGACAGUGAUAGCUGCGAAAGUGACUUGGAUCCUGCGGAACAUAUGAAAUCGUUGAAGAAAUUAAAAGAUACCGAUCCCGAAUUUUAUGACUUCUUAAAGAAAAAUGACAAAAAUCUUUUAGACUUCAAAAUGUCAGAUGACGAAGAUGAUGACGAUGAUUUUUCGAUAAACAACGAUGAUAUGGACAUACCUGAUGAAAAGUUGGAGGUGGCCAGCGACAAUAGUGAUUAUCAACCAGAAGAAGGAGGAACUGAAGGUAGCUUGAAGAAGAAGAUCACGAUUCAAUUGCUCAAGACCUGGCAACAAGAAAUACAAACGGAUAAAUCAACAAGUACUAUCAAGCAUGCUAUAGAUGCAUUCCAUGCAGCUUUGGAGAGUGUUGCGGUAUCGCCCGAUGAUUCUACACUGUAUAAAGUAGAAGGAGGUGUAGCAUUCAAUGGCGUGAUGGAACUUUGCGUAAUGUACUUGCCAGAUGCAUUGAAACGCUUUCUGAAGCUUGACUCAGAAUCUCACGAAGCGCACAAGUCUAAAAGGUUCGCAAAGGUGCGGGGAAUUCUGAAAUUAUACCUGACGGAUUUAAUCAAGUUACUGCAAAGCGUGACCUCGUCCAGCAUUCUUAUGGUGCUUCUAAAACAUCUUCGCCAAAUGUUGCCUUACACCCAAUCGUUUUCGUCCUUGACUAAACCGUUGCUGAAGAUCUUGUUGGAGCUAUGGUCAACCGGAGAAGAAACUGUUCGCGUCGUGUCCUUCUUGAACAUAUUGCGCAUCACGACUAGUCACAAAGAAUCUAUACUCGAGAAACUGCUAAAGACCAUGUACGUGAAAUAUGUCCAGAAUUCCAAGUUUGUAUCGGCCGAUACAUUGCCAGGGAUAAAUUUCAUGAAAAAUUCUCUGAUUGAGAUUUAUCUGUUCGAUCACAAUCUCUCGUACCACCAUGCCUUUCUGUACAUUAGACAAUUGGCGAUUCACUUAAGAAACGCCGUGACACUGAAAAAGAAGGAAAAUUUCCAAGCCGUGUAUAAUUGGCAGUACAUAAAUUCCUUGCGCCUCUGGACGGACCUGGUAAACAAGACGAAAGCAAAUUCGGCGUUGCGAUCUUUGCUAUAUCCAUUAGUUCAGAUUAUUAUUGGGACGAUAAAAGUCAUUCCAACAGCGCAAUAUUAUCCCCUGCGAUUCCAUUGUGCGCAAAUGUUAAUAAAUAUCUCGAAGGAGACGAAUGUGUAUAUACCCGUACUGCCGUUUCUGCUGGAGCUACUGGAGACCUUUGAUUUUAACAAAAAGCACAAGACAGUCGGUCUGAAACCUACACCCUUAAUUUAUAUUUUGAGAUUGUCGAAAUCGCAAUUGGAGGAAAACACUUGUAGGGAUAACGUACUCGAAACUGUCUACCAGCUUAUACUGGAAUACUCGGCGAAUGAAAGCAAUAAAAUGUACUUCCCAGACUUGUAUAUUCCGUGCAUAAUACAUCUGAAAGCAUUUUUGAAAAAGUGCCACGUAGCAGCCUAUUGUAGGAAGAUGAAGCAUCUUUUGGGCCUGAUCGAGGAGAAUCGAAAAUUCAUUCUAAGCAAACGGUCCACGAUACAUUUGGAGCUGCACAACAUGGAGAAUGCCACAGAAUUGGAAAAUCAAGUCAAGGUGGAAGGCACGGCAAUAGCCAAAUUUUACGCUUCGUGGAUCAAAAUCCACGAGGCUCAGAAGCUUAAACUUCUCAAUAAAAAGGAGGACGAGUUUACCGUUCCCGUUGUGAGGAGGAAGAAACAGAAACUGGACAAGGAGGGUGCGGAGGGCAGCGAGGAGGAGAGUGAAUGUGAAUUGCGUAUAAAGGGGGUGGAGGAUAGCGAGGAGGAGAGUGAAUUUGAAUUCCGCAUAAAGGGAGCGGAGGAUACUAAAGAGAAAACUGAAAACUCAUCAAGCGAGAUCAAGACAAAGCCUGAAAAAAUCAAACAGAAGAAGAAAAGGGAGAAGAAGAAGAAGAAGAUAACUGAUGAUGCCGAGGAUAAACAAUUGCAGGAAGAAAUGCCAGAUAUUGUUCAGGAUAUAAACAGCGAUGACUGGGAUUAAAGAUAAUUGUGCGCUCUGUAAAUCGAUAACGAUGCUUCAAUAUAUGCGAUUGUACAUAUGUAUUAUAUAACCUCUCCUUGCUUGUUUC
Messenger RNA from Ooceraea biroi (clonal raider ant), 2552 nucleotides. It is a transcript of the gene Noc2, whose product is annotated as Nucleolar complex protein 2. Gene Ontology annotation, cellular component: nucleolus; nucleoplasm; Noc1p-Noc2p complex. The record is from RefSeq and is a predicted model, not a curated record. Gene Ontology annotation, molecular function: histone binding; transcription corepressor activity. Gene Ontology annotation, biological process: negative regulation of transcription by RNA polymerase II; ribosomal large subunit biogenesis. NCBI's taxonomy places the organism in Eukaryota, Metazoa, Arthropoda, Insecta, Hymenoptera, Formicidae.